Molecule: messenger RNA, 1071 nt
Organism: Helobdella robusta
Lineage: Eukaryota; Metazoa; Annelida; Clitellata; Rhynchobdellida; Glossiphoniidae
Exons: 4
Coding region: 1-1071 (356 amino acids)
Source: RefSeq, a predicted model, not a curated record
AUGACAUGUAAAAAUAAAACAUGCCACGAAAUUGAGGUUUCCGUAAUCAUACCUGUUCAUAAUUCAGAGGAGUGGUUAGAUGAAUGUCUAAAAUCUGUACUUGAUCAAGACUUUAAUGGAAAAAUUCAGGUGAGUAUAUAUGAUGAUUGCAGCAUAGAUAAAAGUUGGUCUAAAUUGAAACUAUGGGAAAGAGAAUUUCUUCAUAAUGGAUUGGAUGUUGUGCUAGAGAAAUCCAUUUACAAUGCUGCUCUUGGUGUUGGGUAUGCAAGGAAUAGGGCAGUCAAAAAUAGCAGUGGCAGAUUUCUCUGCUUCCUAGAUUCUGAUGAUGUCAUGACUGCAGACAGAAUCAGGGUACAGCAUGGGAGGGCACUUCAAAACCUCGAUGCAAUCAUUGGGUCGAGAUUUGUUAGGUGGCCCAAAGACUCAACUCUGAGGUUUACUAAGUGGGCCAACAAUCUGGAAGAUUCCAACCAGCAGCUAUACACACAAGCAUUUACCUCACACGGUCCAACUCUUAUCAUGCCUACUUGGUUCAUAUCAAGAAAAACAUUUGAUAAAGUUGGAGGCUUUGAUGAAUCAGGGAAAGGAACACCAGAGGAUUUAAUAUUUUUCUACCAGCAUUUGAAGUUAGCUGGUAAGCUGUGUAGAUGUCCAGAAGUACUGCUAACAUAUCGAUAUCACAAAAAUUGUUCAACGUUUUCUGUAUCUGAAUCAGUUAUUUGGGAUUUAAGAGUUCAGUUUCUUCAAGAGCGAAUCAUCAGAAAUUGGUCAUCGUUUACAAUUUGGAAUGCCGGAAAACAAGGUAGAAAGCUGUACAGAAGUCUUUCCCCAUUAAACCAAAAAAAGGUGAUCGCAUUUUGUGAUGUGGAUGUUAAAAAAAUUAACCAGGGAUUCUAUAUUUACGAACAUUCAACUGAAAUUCCAAAGCCAAAAGUGCCAAUCAUUCAUUUCACUGAAGCUCAACCUCCAAUAAUUAUUUGCGUUAAAUUAGAUUUGACUGAUGGUGAAUUUGAAAAGAAUUUGGAGUUGCUCCAUUUGCAAGAGGGUGUUGAUUACAUUCAUUUUAAUUGA